AGCCAAACGAGUUCAAAAUCCAAAGAGAAAUAGAAACUACACCUGUCACUGUCAUUUGUAUUCUCAAAAGUCAAAAUCUUUGUGGAAUUUCAUUCGAAUUUUUGAAUGAUUUUGCAUUGUGAUUGUGAAUUGUGAUAAGAAAAAUGAUACUGAUAAACGGAAUCGAUACGAAAAAUUUUCAUUGAGAUUCCCACAGCUCUCGCGAUACCUACGUCAAGCUCGUCUCGCGUUCCUAUAAGACGUUGCAAAAAUCGAACAUUUGCCAUUCGCUAAUCGCUACAAAAUGUGAAUUGGUGAAGGUCAUCAAUAAUUCGUGCGUGUUUAGGUCGUCGUUGCCAAACACGAGCGAGUAGUUUUCCUAAUCCGUUGUCCGCGUCGCGCGACCGCGGCACUCGGCAGUCCGCGAGCAGACCGUGAGGCGCGGCGCGCGUUUACGUAACGAGCUGCGUUUGACAUACGUUGCAUCCGUACAGGAUUUUAAUCGAUCUCGGGGCUGUCCUCGACUCUGCUACGAAACGAUCUUGUUCUAGUUCCCCGAAAACCCGACACUAGCGAGCGAAAUGAUUUCAACGAUCUGCGCGAGAACGGCGCUCCGGGCUCGCUCCCUGGAGCGCUGCGCGUCGAGCGUCGUCCAGCUGCCGAAGUUCGAGGACUUCGACGUGAAGAACGAGCCCGUGCUCGGCUACCGCGCCGGCAGCCGCGAGCGCGCCGAGCUCGCCGACGAGCUGCAGCGCACCGCCGCCGUCACCGAGGAGGUGCCCAUCGUCAUCGGCGACGAGGAGAUCAAGGAGGGCGCGCCGCAGUUCCAGGUGAUGCCGCACGACCACGCGCGCAAGAUCGCGCAGUACUCCUACGCGAGCGAGAAGACCAUCCAGAAAGCCAUCACGGUGUCGGUGGAGGCGCAGCGGCGCUGGGACCGCACGCCGCUGGAGGAGCGCGUGCGCAUCUGGCAGCGCGCCGCCGACCUCAUGGCGGGCGCGCACCGCCAGCGCCUCAACGCCGCCACCAUGCUGGGGCAGUCCAAGACGGCCGUGCAAGCCGAGAUCGACUCGGCCGCCGAGCUGAUCGACUUCAUCCGCUUCAACGUGUUCUUCCUCAAGGAGAACGCCAAGUACCAGCCCAUCUCGGAGCAGCCCGCCGUCACGCGCAACUCGCUGCGCUUCCGCGGCCUCGACGGCUUCAUCGCCGCCAUCAGCCCCUUCAACUUCACGGCGAUCGGCGGCAACCUGGCCUACACGCCCGCGCUCAUGGGCAACGCCGUGCUGUGGAAGCCCUCGGACACGGCGCUGCUGUCCAACUGGCGCAUUUUCAACAUCAUGCGCGAGGCGGGCGUGCCGGCGGGCGUGGUCAACUUCGUGCCGGCCGACGGGCCCACGUUCGGGCGCACGAUCACCGCGUCGCCGUUCUUCGCCGGCGUCAACUUCACGGGCUCCGUGCCCACCUUCAACUGGCUGUGGAACGAAGUGGGCAAGAACCUCGCUCGCUACCGCAACUACCCGCGCCUCAUCGGCGAGUGCGGCGGCAAGAACUACCACUUCGUGCACCCCUCCGCCGACGUGCAGUCGGUCGUGACGUCCACCAUCCGCUCCGCGUUCGAGUUCUGCGGCCAGAAGUGUUCCGCCUGCUCGAGGAUGUACGUCCCGCGGUCGCUCUACGAGCCGAUAAAGCGGGGCCUGCUGGAGGAGCGCGCCAAACUGAAGAUCGGCGAUCCCACCGACUUCAAAAUGUUCACGGGCGCCGUCAUCGACGACAAGGCCUUCGCCCGAAUAACCGGCUACAUUCAAAAUGCAAAGAACAAUCGCAACAACAAAAUCCUGGGCGGCGGGGAGUUCGACGGCAGUAAGGGCUACUUCGUGCAACCGACUAUUAUCGAAACCACUGAUCCACACGAUAAGUUGAUGACGGAGGAAAUCUUCGGCCCAGUUCUCACUAUGUAUGUGUUUGAAGACAAAGAUUUGUUGAAAGCAUUAGACCUUGUCGGUACAUCCACUAAAUUUGCCUUAACCGGAGCUGUAUUUGCCUCUGACCAAAAGUUCCUAGACACGGCUCUGGAGGAGCUGAAGAUGACGGCGGGCAACUUCUACUUGAACGACAAGUCGACGGGGUCUGUGGUGGGGCAGCAGCCGUUCGGCGGCGGCCGCAUGUCGGGGACCAACGACAAGGCGGGCGGACCCAACUAUGUAAUGCGCUGGACCACGCCUCAGUCCAUCAAGGAGACCUUUGUUCCUCUGCGCGAUGUUGACUACCCCUAUAUGAGAGAUUAACUAGCUAAGGGCCCCCAUGCUCAGCACUCAUUUCAAUCAAGUUAUCAGUACAAUAAUAAUAAUAACUAAUUGAGUUAUGCAACAUUUCCAAUGUAGGAUAUUGUUAGGAGUAAAAUGAAUUAUUAUUAGAAGUAAAUUAAAUUAUUAUUAGAAAAUGUUAACAAUAACAUUAUUAAGGAUACUAGAUUAGCAUUCGAAUUGAAUAAAGAUGUAUAAUUACUGUAACAGAAAAUAUAUACCUACUAUAUCUCAUAUCAGUGUUUAUAACAUAAUAAUAAUCACUAAAUUUGCAGUGGAGCAAAAGGAGAUUGUAUAGAUACAAUCCUCAUGGAUAAUAAUAAUUUUAAUUGUUUCAAUAAUUAAGAUAAUAGUUAAAUUGUUAACAUCUUACCUAUGUGGUAUUCCUGUUAGAAAAAAGUAGGUGCAGUGCAACAAUUGUGAUAUAUUUGAUUGAAAAAUUAAUUUAUGUAAUUAUGAUAAGUUGAAUGAAGCUUGAACCACAACCAGUCCCACACUGGCCUUAUCUCAGUUUCAACUAUUUGCUUUAUGCCUUAUCUCUAGAAUUCCUCACAAUUUUAUCAGUAACUGGCCCUCCGCUGCUCUCUGUAUUUGUCCUGCAUUUAAGCAAAUUCCUAUUUAUAGCCUACUGGUUGUAGUUUUUGUAUAUUUUGUUGUUUUUGUUAUGUAAGUAAUUUUUUAUUUCUUAGCACCUAAUAAAUCAUUAAAGUUUUAUUUGUUAAGUUCAUUGGAUUUUAGACUAUUAUUUAUUUUGUUUGCUAUAAGUCAAUAAAAUAUUUCUGCUCA
Molecule: messenger RNA, 3068 nt
Organism: Maniola jurtina (meadow brown)
Lineage: Eukaryota; Metazoa; Arthropoda; Insecta; Lepidoptera; Nymphalidae
Gene: P5CDh1
Product: delta-1-pyrroline-5-carboxylate dehydrogenase, mitochondrial
Exons: 1
Coding region: 561-2264 (567 amino acids)
Cellular component (GO): mitochondrial matrix
Molecular function (GO): L-glutamate gamma-semialdehyde dehydrogenase (NAD+) activity
Source: RefSeq, a predicted model, not a curated record